Messenger RNA from Megalops cyprinoides (Indo-Pacific tarpon), 709 nucleotides. RefSeq names its product PTTG1 regulator of sister chromatid separation, securin (gene pttg1). NCBI's taxonomy places the organism in Eukaryota, Metazoa, Chordata, Actinopteri, Elopiformes, Megalopidae. Gene Ontology annotation, cellular component: cytoplasm; nucleus. Gene Ontology annotation, biological process: chromosome organization. The record is from RefSeq and is a predicted model, not a curated record. Bases 137 to 709 code for a protein of 190 amino acids. The transcript has 6 exons.
CGCUCGAAAACGAAAGCUACUGCCUGUUUUGGGAAAAUUACAAAGAAAUCGCUGAGAGAAGAGAGAUUUUAGAAGCUGCAAGAAGUUGUGAAAGUCUUGUCAUCGCAGAGAGAAUUCACUGAGGCGUGCCAGAAAGAUGGCCACCAUGAUUUAUAUUGACCAGGAGAAUGGAGCUCUGACUACUCCCGCUAAACAACGAGGAAGGCUGCAGUCCGCUCCAGUAGGGAAUUUCCUGAAUGACAAGUCCUUGAAGACUCCCAUGGUAGAAAAGUCAAAGUUUGGCACGCCCUUGGCGUUCGGUCGCAAGGCGCUGGGGACCGUCAAUAAGAGAACCUCCAUUCCGUCCAACUCCCAGACGGUUCGGGAGAAGAUCAAAACCCCAGCGACACAAAAGAAAAGUGAAGUGAAGACGAAGCCACAGAACAAAGGGGAAGAAUACCCGGAGAUCGAGAACUUAAUCACAUACGAUCCACGCGAAUUUGAGACUUACGAGGUGCCAGAGGAGAUUCGGCUGAGCCACCUCAGUCUGGCAGGGCUGGCAACUUUCCCCCCAGUGCUGCCUGAGGAAGAUGAGUUCGAAACGUUUGACAUGUCCCCACCGCCGUCACCCUUAGAGGCCCCAAGAGAUGACCUCUCUGCAGAGCUGCAAUCCUUCCUACAGACAAUUGACGAGCUCACUAUUGAUCUGCCUCCUGAGCCAGAAUACUAA